AUGUCUACCAGACCAACAACGCCGGCGUCACCAAAGAACGCAAAGAUCAAGUCACCUGCCCCAGGAACCCCCAUGUUCGGCUGCGAACACGUACAGCUUCUUCUGUCGCAGGGACAGGAAGUUAUGAACAGCUCCAUCGCCCACUACAAGAUGAUUCUUCGAGGCAUCUUUGACACUCCUCCUAUUGUGCCCCAGACGUCGACGAACCAAGAGGGUCGUCCCAUCACCUCCCUCACAUCAAAUUACCUUUGCCUACAAUGUCCAACAACCGUGACGGAGGAGGACAGGCUGGAGCACGGCACAGAACGGCAGCAUCGCUUCUACGUGGACUCUCGCAGUGGCUCCCUCUAUUGCCAAAUCUGUGAUGAUAUGGUCUGGGACCCAACUCUGGAAGAGCUUCGUGUUCGCAAGAUUGGAACCGGUUCUUUCUCAGGCCGAAAACGGAAGCACGACGAGCUUUUUACCGAUUCCAUUAAGGAGGACCCUCGGUAUAUCGCCUCCAACACGACGACGGCAUCUUGUCGUGCUAAUGGACUUCGUGGCAUUUACAACGCUGGCGCAACUUGUUAUCAGAACGUUGUGCUACAGAGCUUCUUGCACAACCCCUUGCUCCGAAACUUCUAUCUUAGCGACGGCCAUCAGAGCAACGAUUGCAGCGUUCCACAUUGUCUGAGCUGCGCCAUGGAUGACAUGUUCCAAGAUUUUUAUGCACUCGAAAAUACCAAUGGCUACACGGCUGCCAACAUUCUCUCCGGCUUCUGGAUUUCGGAGAAAAAGGCGUUUGAGAACUUGGUGACGACGAAAGAACAGGAUGCUCACGAGUUUUUUCAAUUCUUGGCCGAGGAACUUCAUGAGCGGAACGGCGACGGCAAAAGGCCUGAGACUGGCUGUGAGCAUAGCUGCAACUGCAUCGUCCACCAAACGUUUUAUGGUAAGAUGCAAACGACGACAGCGUGCCAGAAUUGCAGCGGGACCACACAUGCGGUCCAGUCGUUCCUUGAUCUAAGCUUGGGUCUCGAUGCUCUAACGCAGAGGCGGAUCAAGAAGACGGGACAGAAGAAGCCGGUUCUGACGCUGACCGAUUGUCUGGAUGAAGAAUAUGUCAAAUUUGACAAAUGCGAGUAUCGGUGUCACAGUUGUGCAUCCUCGCAGCAGGCUAGAAGGUACACCUGCAUCAAGCGUCUUCCCAACGUACUGUCGAUACAGCUCAAGCGUUUCGAGUACAAGCAAGGCAGGCAUGACCGGGCAGCAUCCAAAAUCGACAACGUCGUUCAGUUCCCGCUGCAGCUCAACAUGCUACCCUACACCAACCGCGUUCGCACCCGCGACAGCCGUGAGAAUCUGGAGUUGGAGAGGUCCUGCACGUAUGACCUCUUGAGCGUGGUUGUUCACGUGGGAGAGAUCGAGACGGGCCACUACGUCUCGUAUUGCCGUGUCGGUGACCAGUGGUUCAAGUUUAACGACCACAAAGUUGAGCUGGCCAGCAUUUCGGACGUCUUGGGAGCGCAAGCAUACCUGCUCUUCUACAUCAUUCGGUCCUUAGCGUAA
Messenger RNA from Drechmeria coniospora, 1548 nucleotides. Its product is annotated as ubiquitin carboxyl-terminal hydrolase. Gene Ontology annotation, cellular component: cytosol; nucleus. Lineage: Eukaryota; Fungi; Ascomycota; Sordariomycetes; Hypocreales; Ophiocordycipitaceae. Bases 1 to 1548 code for a protein of 515 amino acids. The transcript is spliced from 6 exons. Gene Ontology annotation, molecular function: cysteine-type endopeptidase activity; cysteine-type deubiquitinase activity; zinc ion binding. The record is from RefSeq and is a predicted model, not a curated record.